UUGUAGAACACAUUUGUCUCUACAUUUCGUCCAUACAUCAUUUUCCGCUCAGACUACGCUAUCACUCCCAUUUUGCCGUUUAAGUGUGAAAAAAAUGAUUUUUCCCAUAAAAACGCUUUGAAAUCACUCAGAUGCCAAUUUGACUGCCUCUACUCCACAAAGACACUUAAAAUAGGGUUUUAAAUGGAAAGUCCCACAAAAUACAACAAUUCUUUGAAAUUGUUGAAGCUCAACAAAUGACUACUUGGGGCACUCUGGAUGAAAAAACGAGUUAAGAAACAAAAAACCUCGCUUAUCUUGACUUCUGAGUAAUCGAUGAGAUCAUGUUCUAUGGGAAAAUUAUAGAGAACAUUCUGGUCUACAUUUCACCCAUAUAUCACUUUUGUGCCAGUUCAUCCAAAUCCUUGAUAUUUUGGUUUAAAUACAAAAUUUGUAUAAUUUCACGAAUUUGAUUCAAGAUAACUGAAUGGCGUCUCCCAACUUCAGCUCUAAAUCGAAUUUGCAUGCACUCCGAGUUAGCUCACGUUAAGAAUCUCACCUACAUAAGCCGGUUAGGAUUAUCUGUCCCUUUAGUGUUCAAAGGAUUCAAAGUUAAAUUUUUCUAAGCGAUCCUAAUUUUAAUAAUAAUCUUUAUUUUUACUAAAAAUUUCAAAAGUAGUCUCGAAAUAUUUUAAUUGAUAUUUUUUUUCUUUUUUAGUAGAUUUCCAAGCCUUUGAAACAUUGGACACUUCCUAAUUUUGCUAAUUAUUCGAGAUUUGUUUAUAAUAAGAUUGCCAUCUUGACGAAAUGUGUGUUAAAAUGCUUAAUUUUGUUUUAUUAGAAGGUUAACUCAAUUUUCGAAGGUCUUGAAAACUCAGAAUAAUUAAUUUUGGUGUUUUUUUUUAAAUUAAUAAAUCAUAAAUUAGCCUAUAAUAUCCAAUUCUAAAUUAACUUCUUCCACCUGAAAAAAAUAGAAAAGUUAAGCCUUAUGGCUAAAUCUUAUAUCAGAAACCUUUAAUACAUUAAGAGUUUAGGAUUAGGAAUUAUAUUAGAAGUUUUCUAGAUAAAUGUCCUACUUCUUAAUUUUUUACCGCUAAGUUUUACGGACGAAGUAUUCAUCAUCAACCUGAGUAUAUUUAGGCCUUAGUUCCUAGCACAAAAGCUACAAUAUUACUUUGUAUUGUUUAAAUUUUUAUUUUCAUUUAUUCAACAAUUUAUUCAAAAUCGCAGAAUAUGAAAUUUUUGUAAUCUGUAUUUUGAGUCACAUAUUAGUAGAAUAAAACAUAAAGUUGCAAUAAGAUCCAAAUGAUUUUAGGCAAUUCUUUUUGAAACACAAUAAAUUGCUAUUUUAAUUAGUAUCAGUCCUGUUCAAAAACACGCACAAUAAAAUAAAGCGAUCGUUUCCUAAAUACUCAAAUUUCGACACUGACUGUGACAACUAUAGCGAAGUUCGAUCGUCAACAUAUUUAAAAAUUUGAUAAGAAAAAUGCCAAAAUAUGGAGUUGGAUGAGUUGGAGGCAUGCAUAAUAAAUUCAUGAAUUUCUUGUAAAACUUGUCGGUUGAAAUGUGGCAAAGCAUCUCAGCUUCGCGAAAUGCUCGAAAUCAUGACUUUAAUAGUGAAUCUUUUUUAGAGACCCAACUCAUGCGAAUAAAACAUAUGGUUCUCUGAACUUUUCCACUUCCCCAUAAUUUUUAGCUUCACCGAUUCAUAAAUCGAUUGAGCAUGUCUGUUUGAUCACCUCACAGUUUCUAAUAAAUAAUUUAUGCAUUUAAGAUAAUUUAAUUUCUGAUAAAACCCAAUUAUAUGUUUAACCAGUUGAAACCGGUUCAGAUUUAAAAAUAAUAAUUUAGUCUGAAAAAAAAGUUUCGUUGAGCGGUCAAAUGAAUCUUGUCAAUAUGUUGCCAAAAGGAUGUUGUUUUCCAAUUUGACAAAACUUUUUCUCAAAUUUAAUGUAGAAAAACAUUCAUUUAACAAACUUUGAAAAAAAAAUCAGUUGGCUGCCGAUUUGAUAAAAUAUUACUAUAUUUUAUAUGGACAACCAUCCUUUUGACAAACUUUUCUUGUUAAUUUGACAAAAAAUUUUUUUAAGUAGUAAUUUUAGGAUAAAUUAUGACUCCAUUCUUACCCUAAUCAGUUAAGAAAAGCAUUCUUUAAAGUUGUUAAUAUCUUUUACCUUGAACAACCCUUGGAAUAAAACUUUAACUUCAAUUCAAUUUGUCUCGAAACUUCAGAAUUCUAAAAAUUUUCAAUAUCUAUACAUGUACUGUACAUAACAAAAAUCUUGAAAUUAUAAAUUCAAUAUUGCCUUAUCUGGGAGUUCGAGCAAUAAAACUAUAAUAAAAUUUUACCUACACAAAAAAAUCAUUUUAGAAACACCAUGUGUGUGAAUAUUUUGGAGUCUUGAAAUAGGUACACAAAAUUUAAUUGUGAGAUCAAAAGCACACAUUAUGAAACAUUAAACACGUAAGUAAAUGAGCUUGUAAUAUAUUUUAAACCAUUGGCAAUGACCUUGACUUUUGCAUUUCAACUGGAUUUCCUAGAUCGUGAAAAAUUUCUAUUAAAUUAAUGAAAGUAAACCGAGAAAUUUAGAUAGAAUUGUAAAUAUUUUGAAUAAGCUUUUUUGGAAUAAUAACAAAGAAUAAUGCAUAAUUAAGUAAUUGCUCGAUUUUCAGUUAUUGACUCACCCUUAAAAAAGUAAAAUUCAGAUAUUUUGAGAAAAAUAACAUAAAUCUGCAUUUCUGUACAUUCAUUACCAGUUCUUAAGGUCAAAUACUAAAAAAAUAUAUUUAUAUUGUUUUGGUGUUUUCGAGGAACUCCCCAUAAAUUAACCAUAAGAAACAAACGAAAUUCUUAUUUUCACUUAUGAUUGUUCUUUUCUCUAAAUUAAUUGUGUAUGGGGAUAUCCCGUAAUUUUGUAUUACGGAUCCCUAUAUCUUCUUCAGACUCAAAGUUUAGUAACAGCGCUCAGAUUUAAGUUAAGUUACACUAAGGAUGAGGGUAAAAUUAUUUCAGAAUCUAAGAACAUUUUAGAUAAGCCCCCGGCCUCAAGAUCGUAUUACAACUCAAAGCUUAAAUGAAUCAAACUCAGAGCUAACGUCCCAGUCUCAAAAGAAUUGUUUUUAAGUUCUGAGCAACACUUAAUCAUCCUCUUUGAAUAUAAAAGCAUGGUAUUGUAAUUAAUCGAUACAAAAAUAAAACAAAUUAUUUGACUUCUCAUCUUUGUAAAGCGAAACAAUAAAAUUCCCAAGAUUUUUAAUCACGCGUGGUACUUAAAUCCAGAUAUAAUCAAUACAAUACAUAAAUGUAACUAUAUCUAUUUCAUCAAAUUAAUGAAAAAUCACACCCACGUGUUUUAAAUGUGCGAAAUAUAAAAAAAAACGCUGCAAUUUCUAUUGUGUUCUAAAAUUGCCUAGGAUGUAGAAAUAAAGAAAAUCUAAAAUAAGUUUCCCUUCUUUGAAAUAUUUUUUAUUUAAUUUGAUUGUCAUUUAGUUUUGAUGCAUUUUUAUCCAUAUAUCAAUUACUCUAAUUUUUCUUACAAGGGAAAAAUUCACAGCUUUUUAAAAUGCAUAUAUGUACAUGUACAGUGGGAGUCAAAAGUUUGUUUGCUAAUGUACCUAUGUUAGUGAAACCAAGUGAAAAAAAUGAUAAGAAAAAAUUAUUUUUUCAAAUUUUUCUUUAAAAUUUAGCAUAAAAUUUGACUAUUUUAUGCAUAUACUGUCAUGAUUUUCUAUAAAAUAUAGCAAUUGUCGACGCAGAUUUAUUUCGCCAAUACCUCUAGACGAUAUUCCUUUUUUUAACUUUUUAUAAAUUUCAAUUUUUAGCCUAAAUUUUAAAUAAUCAAAAACUGAUUAUUUCUUAUUAUUUAUCAUCACUUUUAUAUAAAUAGGGUCGGAGGAACGUCUGUUCGACAAGGAACCCCUAUUGACACUUUUGUCAAAAUGUUGAAAAUUCUUUAAUGUUUAUAGUAAAAUAUAAGUAAUAUAACGUUUUUUCGGUAAUAUACCUUUUACUAUAAACAGAGAUGUUCAAAUUUCAUAUCCCAAAUGAUAAAGAGUAGGGUGUCAAAAGGUGCUGACACGAGUUCUUAAAGUGUCAAUAGACGUUCCUUUCACCCUAUCUUUAGUAUUGACUAUUGACAAAUGAUAUAAACUCAAAAUAUAACUAGGGAUUACAUUAAGUUGAUUGCAAUGUUUUUGACUAUUUUUUAAAUACUUUUCCAAAUGAGGCAACAAACUUUUGCAGCAUUAAAAAUUAUUAACUUUUAGAAAACAAUUUAUUUUUGAUAUUAAAUUAAAUGAGUCAUUUUUUUAGUACGUAAAUAAGAUCUGCGAAUUGCGGGGAACUAAUUUUCAAAAAGGAAAAUUUGAAAAAGUAAUUUUUUUCUAUCUUUUUUACCACCUUGUUUCUCAAACAUACAUUAGGCAACAAACUUUUGACACUCACUGUAUUUAGGUAAUUCUUAUGAAGCAGCAAAAAAAUCUAAAAUCUCUAAACAAAACUGAACCGGUUUCAUUUGGUAAUUAUUAUUAAUCGGAUUAAUCGUAUCGAGGCACUUUAUUUGGUAUUACAAUGUAAUCAUUACAAGAUGCCUCGUGUUGGAAGAAUCUGCUGAUCAUAGAUCGCCCAGGAACGCCUUCCCCGUAGUGAAUGCUUCUUCCGUGCUCCUGAAGGUUUGUGGGCAGAGGCGGUGAAUUUUAUUACGUAUUAUCACAGUGAAAAAUGUCUUUUUCUCUACAUUCAGUUGAUUGCACCGGGCCGGCGGGACUCGAACUCACAACUUUGAGAGUCGAGUCAGAGAUCUCGUCCGCCCAAGACUAGCUGUCUUGCCUAUUGCACCACUGAGAUCCCCAGUUGGUAAUGAAAUGAUUUUUAAGCGUUAAUUUAAUAACACCAACGUUCUUCAGUAUACACGAUUCACUUAAGACAAAAGCUUUAUGAAGUGUUUAAGCGAUCUACGUAUUUUCCUUCUCCAUAAUUUUUUUUAAUUAUUGGAUCUUAACAAAAGUACUUUUUAUAAUAUAUAAAUUAAAAUUUAUCGUCAUACAUUAUCGUCAUUAAAAAAAAAUAACAAUUAAAUUGUAAACAUUAUUAGGGUAUCAAAAAGUCUAUAAAAUGACUGGACUGUAAACCAUAUUAUAUGGACUAUAGUUUGUAUUUAAUUUAAUUUAUUUAUAAUCUUAGAACAAUAUAAGGUAAAUUGUAUAAUACCUUUUGGUACUAAGGAAACUAGUUUCUGAUUCCCCAGAAAAGCUAUGCAAGCCAUUGUGAGGAGACCUCGGCCUCGAGGCAGACCUAGGACAAGGUGGCUGAAUCAAAUUCAGGAUCUUGCAUGGGAACGCCUUGGGAUCGAACUCGAACAUCUUCCUGAAGUGGCGGAGGACCGACAGGUGUGGGCUGUUAACCUUGGUGUCAUGGGCCCGCGACCCCAAUAGGGAUAACCGGUUGAAAAUGAAUGAAUGAAUGAAUGAAUGAAUGGAAACUAGUUUCAUGACUUAUUAAGAAUUCUUUCAGUACCAUCUGAAAUAUAAAAUUGGAAAAUCUCUCUUUAUAGGAAAAGGUAGAUUAAAGAAAACACCACAAGCUACUUGCAGUUUAUUAGAUAUAUUAAAUAAAUUUUAAUAUUUUGACAAAACUAUGCCAACAAGUUUUCUCUUCCCAAAAGACCUUCCUCGAAGCCUAAGCUUCGAGGCAUUAUACUCUGCCAGGCUAAGAAGGGAAAUGGAAGGAAGAAAAAACAAACAAUAGUCAAGCUUAAUAAUUACCACAAAGUACUAUCCUAGUAAUUAAAAGAAAAUGCAAUAAAAUAAAGCAAAUGAAUACUGUUGUUAACUAGAAAAACGCUCAGUUGUUAUAAAUAAGUGGAAGUGCAUUAGGAGAGUAUUUAAGUAAAUUUAUAGAAUUGCAUAUAACAUCUACUGAUUUUAUCUGACGCAAUUUUUCUAAAAUAAUAAUUUACCCUUUACCUCUAUAAAAUGAUGCAAAACGUAAAGCUUGUGUCUGAAUCAGUGCCACAAUCUCGAUAAUUGCCGUUCGGUUUAUUGAGAAAAAACAUACUCCUUCUUCUUAAUGAUCUUACAAAAAAAUUACUCGACACAAUGAGAUUUGUUUUGCGGAGUCACUCUAAAUAGCUGGCACAAAAACAUUCUAAAUAUGUAUUUUGUCUGCAAAAAUCAUAAUAAUUCACAAAUACAUUCUUAUCAACAAUAAAUAAGAUUAUUUUCAAAAAAAAAAAAUGUAUAUAUAGUCAAGCAUAUAUACACGCUUAUUAAUCUCAAAUCGUUGAAUAAAAGCAAAAGUGUGACUUGCUGUCUGUUUCAGUUCAUAAAUUGAAAUUAAACAAAUAUGAGUGAGUUAUACGCAGAGGUUAUUCUUUUCGCGAUUCCACUUAUUAUUUUCUUCCUGAUAGUAGAUUAUCAGAAAAAACAAAAUGUGUUUAAGGGUACUAAAUUUCGUGGUCCAACACCUCUGCCAAUUCUUGGCAAUGGAUUUGUCUUUUCUGGGAAAAAACCAGCAAAAGUCUUUACUGUUUGUGAAGAACUCGUGAAAACUUACGGGUCAUGUGUAAGAUUGUGGCUGGGAAGUACUCUUAAUGUUAUGAUAUGUGAUCCAAAAUAUGUUGAGGUAUUACUGAGUAGCAAUACUCUUAUCGAUAAAUCAAAGGAAUACACAUUUCUACGCAAUUGGUUAGGAGAUGGAUUACUUCUCAGCACUGGAAAAAAAUGGCACAGCCGGAGAAAAAUCAUCACUCCUACAUUCCACUUCAAGAUUCUGGAACAAUUUGUGGAAGUAUUUGAUCGCCAAGGAAAUACCUUUGUGGAGACUCUGAAGAAGGUGAAGCCCAACGAGAGUGUCAAUAUCUACCCUCUGGUUACCCUCUACGCUCUGGACGUGAUUUGCGAGUCAGCUAUGGGAACUACGGCCAAUGCACAGCUCAACAGUGACUCUGAAUACGUCAGAGCCGUAAAAGACAUUACAAAUGUUUUGCAUUUGCGAAUGUUCGACUUUCUGCUACGGCCAGAACCAUUGUUCAAGAUAUCCGGAAGUGCUCGCCGCGAGAAGAAAGCCAUAAAGGUUCUUCAUGACUUUACAGACCGCGUGAUAGUUGCACGAAGGAAUGAGCUUUUGCAUAAUGGAAAAUCGGAUGAGAAUCGAAACGGACAUACUGGAGAUGAUAGUUUGGGCAUUAGGAAAAAAAUGGCUUUGCUGGAUGUCCUUCUGCAAUCUACUGUGGAUGGGAAACCUCUCACAAAUAUGGAUAUUCGUGAAGAGGUGGACACUUUCAUGUUUGAGGGUCACGACACAACAACAUCAGGUAUUUCAUUCCUCUUGUACAACAUCGCUCUAUAUCCAGAUGUGCAGAAGAAGAUUCUUGAGGAAAUAAAAGAUGUUUUCGGGAAUGAUACGAGAGUUCCUACCAUCAGUGAUCUAAGUAAUUUACAGUAUUUGGAUUUGGUUUUAAAGGAAACCAUGAGACUAUUUCCUCCUGUACCUAUAAUUGGGAGACAGUCAGAAGUGGAAGCUAAGCUCAAUGAUGUAACAAUACCAGCUGGGUCCGGAAUUGCAAUUGGUACCUAUUUUAUGGGUCGCGACCCUGACUUAUUCCCCGACCCAGAAACCUUCAAACCCGAACGUUUCAACGUAGAGCGCAGCGUCGAGACACAGAAUCCCUACAGCUAUGUACCUUUCAGUGCUGGCCCGAGGAAUUGUAUCGGUCAAAAAUUUGCCAUUCUUGAGAUGAAGAGCAUUGCUGUAAAAAUUGUAAGAAAUUUUGAACUAAGUGUUCAUGAAGAGUACAAAAAACCAAUUCUUAUGGCUGAACUUGUGCUCAGGCCAGAAAAUGGGGUUCACUUGAAAUUAAAAGUCCGGGAAAAUUAUUAGAUUUAACAACUUAAGAUGUACUUGGGAAAUGUGUAAGUGUUACUUAAGAUUUUUGUACAAAUUGUAUAAUUUUAUGAGGAAAAUGCAAUAAAUUUGAUAUUAAUUGUA
Molecule: messenger RNA, 7966 nt
Organism: Phlebotomus papatasi
Lineage: Eukaryota; Metazoa; Arthropoda; Insecta; Diptera; Psychodidae
Product: cytochrome P450 4d1-like
Exons: 7
Coding region: 6323-7858 (511 amino acids)
Molecular function (GO): heme binding; monooxygenase activity; oxidoreductase activity, acting on paired donors, with incorporation or reduction of molecular oxygen
Source: RefSeq, a predicted model, not a curated record